Molecule: messenger RNA, 14310 nt
Organism: Sitophilus oryzae (rice weevil)
Lineage: Eukaryota; Metazoa; Arthropoda; Insecta; Coleoptera; Curculionidae
Gene: Dhc1
Product: dynein heavy chain 5, axonemal
Exons: 66
Coding region: 1-14061 (4686 amino acids)
Biological process (GO): microtubule-based movement
Cellular component (GO): dynein complex
Molecular function (GO): ATP binding; dynein intermediate chain binding; minus-end-directed microtubule motor activity
Source: RefSeq, a predicted model, not a curated record
AUGUUUGUCCAUUCGUUGAAAGUAGUUCAGCAAUCGACUGAUGAUGAAACGGCGGAUUCCGAUGAAACUAGUUCAGAUGACUUGCUUAUGCGAAGAAGGGAAGAAUGCGAACGAAAGGCGAGGAGAGGGGAGAUGGACCCUAGAUUGGAGUUCACCUUCCAAAUCCUCAUGGAUGCCACCGGAUUACCUAGGCACGAGAUCAUGGAUCACGUUUUUGAAGGAGAUAUGCUAGACGAAAUCAAUCAACUCUUCCUGCCCCACAUGAAGACCAAGCUGAUGUGGUUCUACCAGGACAUGCUGGACACCGAAGCCAUGGCCGCUGCGGAGCCCAGCAAACCCAGCAUCAGUCGACAGCUCCAAGCCAGUACCAGCAGAGCCAAUCUGAAUCCUAGCAUCACACCCAUCUACAAGAAACGGCUGUUUCUGACUGACGGUUGGGAGGUGGGACUCACAGGUGUCUGUAUUUAUAUCUUUCGAACGAACAGUAGCAAGCAGCUGCCCGAAGAGGGGUUUCAAAAGGAUCUUUUUUGCGGAGUUAUUGAUGCUGAAAGGAUAGGUUUAGUAACUACCAUCGAAAGAGUAAUAGAACAUGUUUUUAUGGAGGCACUAGCCCAUCCGAGUUUGGAUUGCGAAGAUGAUGCAGCUAACUGUCCCAUGGUCAAAAACCAGCUGUUACCAAGUCUGAGAUCAUUCUGCAGUGUUUUGAAAGUUUGUGAAGAAGUAGCUACAGAAAUUAAUUUAUUCGACGAUGGCGAGACGAUGAUGAAGAAAGUAACACAUGAAGAAGUUAAAGAAAUGUCAAAAUUUCCGGAAAAAGUACAGCAUUGCGAGGAAAGAGUGAAAAGUUGGUGUAAAAAGCUGGAUGAAAUUCUUAAGGAAAGCGAACAGAUUAGACGCGAGAACGAUUCUUCUGGACCUCAAGAUGAAUUGGAGUACUGGAAGAAAAGGGGAGCUCGGUUCUCACAGAUAGUCAGUCAAGUUAACUCAAAAGAAGUUCAAAUGACGGUUUUCUGUUUAAAAUUGGCCCGGUCCAAAAUUCUAAAGGACUGGAAUGAAACAGACAAAAAGAUUUCGUUUUGUUACAACGAAGCCAAGGAUAACGCAAAAUUUAUUCAAGCGUUGGAGACUAAGUGUCAUUCUUUGUAUCUAGAUGAUCCGGUUAAAAUGAAAGAUUGUAUCACAGGUUUGCUACAAACGGUAAAGUUGAUAUUUAAUGUGUCACAGUUCUAUAAUACUUCUGAGAGAUGUUCUGCUUUAAUGGUAAAGAUAACCAACCAAAUGAUUGAAACUUGCAAAGGAUACGUUACUUGUCGAGGCCAAGAAACGAUUUGGUCCCAAGACAGGGUCCUUAUGAAAGAGAAACUCACCCACUGUAUCGUUUUAAACAAAGUUUAUCGAAAAACAUAUCUAGUGGUGAAAAACCAAGUCACCUUGCCUUUAAAUCGGCCGUUUAACUUUUCGGAAAAUUACAUAUUUGGAAAAUUCGACUCUUUCUGUAAGAGAUUAUCAAAAAUAAUUUCGAUGUUUGAUUUGAUUGAUGACUAUACUGGGUUGUUUCAACGAAGAAUGGAAGGAUUACUGCUUGGCGAUGCUCUUGAAGAAUCUAUCCAGAAAUUUACAGAAAUUAAAUCUAUUGUUAUGAAUAAACAAUACGAUUAUCUGGACCAGCGCAACAUGGAAUUCGAAAAAGAUUUCGACAAUUUCUUGUCCAACACUGAUCAACUGAAAGAUAAAAUUGCAGAAAUAAUCGAAAUAAACUUUGACAGCGUAUGGGAAACGCCCCAAGGUAUAAGAUUCUUAACACGUUUCGAAAAAGUCAGUGAAAAAAUUCCUUUGGCGAAACUAGAAGAAAAAUACGAUCGUAUAUUGAAGUAUUGUGAAAAAGAAGUUGAUAGGAUUAUUAAAAUGUAUAAGAAGCAGAGGGACGAUCCUCCUGUGCCUAGAAUGUUUCCACCUAUAGCAGGGAGAAUAAAAUGGGCUAGAUGCUUAUCUUCACAUUUAGAUGAGUUACUAUCUAACGUCACCACUCACCACGUAAUGAAAAACUUACCUGCUACCGUUGAACUAUCAAAAAGACAUAGGUCAGCUGAAAAUAUGUUGAAAAUAUACGAAACUGAUAUGGUGGCUCUAUGGAUGAACCAACACGUAUCAGACGCCGAUCGCUGUUUAACCAAACAUCUUCUAGCGGUUUGCCCCGAGAAACAAAAAUUAAAAGUCAAUUUACAUACAACUAUUCCACUUCUUAUUAGAGAAGCUGACUUGAUGAUUAAAAUGGAUCUGCCUGUGCCUAUGGUUGCGCUUACACUGUACGCUAAACAAGAUCAUUUCAGUCUUGUACAAGAUUCAUUACAGUUUCUUAUCAACGAUUUUCUAAAAGUAGUCAAGAAUGUUAAACUUGAAGUAAGACCUUUGUUUUUACCUCAUCUGAUCAAGUUAUGCUCUAAAAUAGAACCAGGGCUAACACAGUUGGAUUGGGUGUCUGAAGACUGGCAAGAGUACGUGAAUUCAGCUAACGAGUCGGUUCAUAACUUUAAAGUAUUGACUGACAGAAUUCAUGACAUAUACAUAAAUAGAGUUCUGGAAGUUUUAACCAGUAUGCAAGCAAUUCAGCUACACGCUUUGCCAGAAGAAGGCGAAUCUCCUUGGGAUUUAGAUACGUUUAAUGAUAAGACAGAUGACAUUUGUUGCUAUGCAGCAUCGGAAUUGCACAAAAAAUCGAUGAUGAUUGAAGAAGCAGUAGAAGAAAUUUUGUCUCUGGUAAAAAGAGCUAAAAUUGAUAAUGCAGAGUCUACUGAAAAAGGGGAUGAUUUCGUAUUCGAAGAAGAGGAAAAACCGCCUGAUAUUGCAGCACCUCAGCAGCAAUCUGAUUGGUCGCUGGUAUGGGAAUGUUUUGAAAAACCCCAUUUACUCUUCAGCGGUGGCAUGAGCAAAGCAAUGCAAGACGUUGUUAAAGGUGCUGUGAGCGAAAUGAGACGGUACUACACCAGAAAGGUCAUUGACGUAUUGGUUAAAGUUACCAGAACCUCCCUAGAUUCUUUAAGGAGGAGAUUUUGCAUCGAAUAUAAAGAAGAACGCGAGUCGGUCUUUGUUCUCAACGCCAUUUUAUUAAUACCCAAAGUAGGAAUUCGACCUAAUUUGGAAGAGGUUCAAGAAGUAUUGAAUCUAGCUGGUAAAAAUAUCACAUCUGUUUCAAAAGGUGUUGGGCAAUGGGCUGGAAAUGCCGAGAAGGAGUAUAGUAGAAAAUCUGGCUGGCAAAAGAUUGCAGGACCGUCUCCAAAUCUUAUGGAUGUGGUCAAUCGGUCCAGAAUGAUCCAACAGAAGCCGAGUAAAAGCUGCAUAAGAACAAAAGAGGAUGACUUGAGAAUGAGGCGUAGGAAGUUGUAUAGAUUGAUGACCGAGGAAAAAGACAUGUUUCCUAUGCAACAACGGAACUUCUACAAUCACGUCAUGGAAAACAAAGAAGUGAUCAAAACUCUGUCAUUGUUGGCAUCUUGCACGCAAGAUAUGCGCUGUGAGAUGUCACAGUUUCUUUCAAGAUGGCGACUGUACAGCAUCUUGUGGAGAAACGAGAAAUCUCAGCGCGAACUGCUCAACUGCCAACUGUCAGAGUUCGAGACCACAUUGAGGAAGCACGAAGAGCUCAACGAGCGAUUGACCACCGAGCCCGACGUGUGUACCAUAGCCAAUUGUUUGGCUAUAUCCACGGAGAAGUUGAAGUAUGGAAUAAUGACUGAAAUUAAGUCUUGCACUCACAGAGUUGGCCAGGCUAUGAAAAAGAAAUACAAAAGAGAAAUGGAUUACGUUUAUGCUGUUAUAAGCGAGAUGGAACGCAAACUAGACAGAACCAUUCGCGAUUUAGACGAUGUCAGAAUGAUUAUGGACACAUUGAAGAAAAUACGAGAACAGGAAGUUGAUAUGGAAUUAAAGAUCGAUCCUAUAGAGGACGCAUUCAAUGUUCUUGGUAGAUUCGACGUAACCAUUGAACAUGAAAUAAUCGAACAGGUGGACAGUCUCAGGUACACCUGGAAAAGACUCCUGGAUAACGCACUAAAAGUUCAAGUAAAUCUUCUGGACAUGCAACCACAAUUCCAAAGCGACCUCAAAAACAACCUGGACAAGUUCAAGCAAGACAAAAUUGAUUAUUGUAACGAAUAUCGAACAGCUGGACCUAUGCAACCUGGACUCUCACCAAGAGAAGCUUCUGAUAGACUAAUUUUAUUCCAGAAUCGUUUUGAUGGAAUGUGGAGGAAACUUCAAACAUACCAAAGCGGUGAAGAUUUGUUUGGGCUACCUACAACUGAUUAUCCAGAUUUAGCACAAAUACGUAAAGAACUAAAUCUGCUUCAAAAGCUCUAUAAAUUAUAUAAUGAUGUCAUCGACAGAGUAAACAGUUACUAUGACAUCCCUUGGGGUGAUGUCAAUAUAGAAGAAAUUAACAACGAACUUAUGGAGUUUCAAAACAGAUGCAGAAAAUUACCAAAAGGUUUGAAAGAAUGGCCGGCUUUCUUUGCCCUGAAAAAAACCAUCGACGAUUUCAACGACAUGUGUCCCUUGUUGGAACUCAUGGCCAACAAGGCUAUGAAGCCUCGCCAUUGGCAACGCAUCAUGGAUUCUUUACAGCACAUUUUCGAACUAGAAAGUGAUGGGUUCUGUUUGAAAAAUAUUCUAGAAGCUCCUCUGCUCCAGCACAAGGAAGAUAUAGAAGAUAUCUGUAUAUCUGCUAUGAAGGAGAAAGAUAUCGAAGCGAAAUUAAGACAGGUUACCAACGAGUGGUCCGUGCAUGAGCUGACGUUUAUGACAUUUAAUAAUAGAGGGGAGUUGUUAUUGAGAGGUGACACUACAGCUGAAACCAUUGGACAAUUGGAGGAUAGUUUGAUGGUAUUGGGAUCUUUGUUAUCCAACAGAUACAAUGCACCAUUUAAGAAACAAAUUCAGCAAUGGGUACAUGACUUGUCCAAUACAAAUGAAAUACUAGAGAGAUGGCUUUUAGUUCAGAAUAUGUGGGUAUAUCUGGAAGCUGUGUUUGUUGGAGGUGACAUAGCUAAACAACUCCCUAAAGAAGCAAAAAGGUUUUCGAAAAUUGACAAGUCCUGGCAAAAGAUCAUGCAGAGAGCUCAUGAAACACCAGGAGUUGUAGCUUGCUGCGUUGGCGAUGACAUGCUGAAACAACUCUUACCCCAUCUCCAGGAGCAACUAGAACUAUGCCAAAAAUCACUCAGCGGGUAUCUAGAAAGAAAGAGAAUGAUGUUCCCAAGAUUUUUCUUCGUAUCCGAUCCUGCCCUUUUAGAAAUUCUAGGUCAAGCCAGCGAUUCUCACACUAUCCAAAACCACUUACUGUCUAUAUUCGAUAACACCAGAUACGUGAAAUUCCAUGAUAUUGAAUAUAAUAAGAUCACAGCUAUUAUUUCAUCGGAAGGUGAAAUGAUUCAACUGGAAAAAGCGGUGAGAGCUGAAGGGAGUGUUGAGACGUGGUUGACGCAGUUGUUGCAGACGUCUCAAGCAUCUUUGCAUUCGAUUAUACGGCAGGCUCAUGUCUUAAUUAACGAUUCGAACUUUCAGCUAUUAGUAUUUUUAGAGAAAUUACCUGCACAAAUUGGUAUCUUGGGAUUACAAAUGAUAUGGACCAGAGACGCUGAGGUAGCACUACUUCAAGCUAGGCACGACAAGAAAAUCAUGCCUGAUACUAACAAUAAAUUCUUGGAAUUAUUAAAUACCCUUAUUGAUCAAACCACAAGAGACCUUACCAGAAUUGAAAGAACCAAAUUUGAAACUCUGAUCACCAUCCACGUGCAUCAAAGAGAUAUUUUUGAUAUUCUCUGUCGAUUAAACGUUCGUCAUAUCAACGAUUUCGAAUGGUUAAAACAAUGCAGGUUCUAUUUUAAAGAAGAACAGGAUAAGACUCUCAUAAUUAUUACAGAUGUCACUUUUUCAUAUCAAAAUGAAUAUUUAGGAUGUACUGAUCGACUGGUUAUAACACCUUUAACAGAUAGAUGUUAUAUUACACUGGCUCAAGCUCUGGCUAUGAGUAUGGGUGGUGCACCAUGUGGUCCUGCUGGUACAGGUAAAACGGAAACGGUCAAAGAUAUGGGAAAGACACUAGCAAAAUACGUCGUAGUGUUCAACUGUUCAGACCAAAUGGAUUACAGAGGUUUAGGAAGGAUUUACAAAGGAUUGGCACAAUCUGGCUCUUGGGGUUGCUUUGACGAAUUUAACAGGAUCGAACUACCAGUUCUAUCAGUAGCUGCUCAACAAGUAGCAGUAGUCUUAGCAAGCAAAAAGGAGAAAAAGAAGACUUUUCAAUUUACUGAUGGGGACAUGAUUGAACUCUGUCCUGAGUUUGGAAUUUUCAUUACUAUGAACCCUGGAUAUGCUGGUAGAAAGGAAUUACCUGAAAAUCUAAAGAUUCAGUUUAGAACCGUAGCUAUGAUGGUGCCUGAUAGACAAAUCAUUAUUAGAGUGAAGUUAGCUAGUUGUGGUUUUCUAGAGAACAUAACAUUGGCAAGAAAAUUUUAUACCCUGUAUAAAUUAUGUGAAGAACAACUAACAAAACAGGUUCAUUAUGAUUUUGGUUUACGAAACAUCCUCUCCGUACUUAGGAGUUUAGGUGCAGCGAAAAGAGUAAACAACAAAGACUCAGAGAGUACUAUAGUAAUGAGAGUACUUAGAGAUAUGAAUUUGUCCAAAUUAAUAGAUGAAGACGAACCGCUUUUUAUUUCACUCAUAGCCGAUCUCUUUCCAAAUUUGGUGCUGGAGAAGACUACUUAUCCGGAAUUAGAAGAAGCUAUUAACCAGCAGGUGGAAGAAGUGGGGCUGGUUAACCAUCCAUCAUGGUCUUUGAAAUUGAUUCAAUUAUACGAAACACAACGAGUGAGACAUGGAAUUAUGACCCUGGGACCUUCAGGAGCCGGAAAAACCAGCUGCAUCCAAAUUUUAAUGAAAGCUCUGACCCAAAUGGGAACUGUUCAUAAGGAAAUGAGAAUGAAUCCAAAGGCCAUAACAGCAGCUCAAAUGUUUGGAAGAUUGGACGUAGCCACUAACGAUUGGACGGAUGGAAUAUUUUCGGCCUUAUGGAGGAAAACAUUGAAAAUGAAAACUGGCGAACAUGUAUGGUUGGUUUUGGAUGGUCCAGUGGAUAGUAUCUGGAUAGAGAACUUAAAUUCCGUAUUGGACGAUAAUAAAACUUUAACUUUAGCAAAUGGUGAUCGAUUGUCCAUGGCUCCAACUUGCAAAAUUAUUUUUGAACCCGAAAAUAUUGAUAAUGCUUCUCCAGCCACCGUAUCUAGAAACGGAAUGGUUUACAUGAGCUCUUCUGGAUUAAACUGGAAGCCGAUAGUAAAAGCUUGGCUAAAGAAACGCAGUCCCAAAGAACAGGAAAUAUUUACUAAACUAUUUGAGGAGUCUUUUGGAGUUGUGCAAAGUUGGGGGGCUCAAGCUUUAACACCUGUAAUGGAUGUUUUGGAAUGCAAUAUUAUACUACAAAUUACUACAUUAUUAGAAGGGUUAAUACCAAAUCAAAUGGAGAGUACUGAUGAUACCAACGCAUCAAAAUCUGAUUUCGAUGAUGAAGACCUUUUAGAAGAAGUAGACAAAUCUGAGGAAAAAAGAAUUUUCACUACGGAACAUCUAGAGAAGUUAUAUGUGUUUGUGUUAACCUGGGGUACGGGUGCUUACUUAGAGGCUGAAGAUAGACAAAAAUAUGACUCGUAUGUACGAGAAAACCUUACAUUCUUGGAUUUACCCGUAAACACCAGUAAAAAUCCUGAUGCUACUCUCUUUGAUUAUGUAGUGAAUUAUGAUGGCGAAUGGGUUCUCUGGACUACGAUGGUAACAAAUUACGUAUAUCCAGAAUUGGCAACUCCGGAAUAUUCCACAAUCCUUAUACCCAUUAUGGAUAACGUAAGAAUAAAUUAUUUGAUUGACACGAUAGCUAAACAGGACAAAGGAGUUAUGUUGAUUGGUGAACAAGGAACAGCAAAGACAGUUAUGAUCAAGUCUUAUAUGAAGAAAGCAAACCCUGAGCAGUACUUGCAUCGAGCUUUUAACUUUUCCAGCGCAACUACUCCUUACCAGUUCCAAAAAACUGUGGAGAGCUAUGUGGAGAAGCGUAUGGGAAACACUUUUGGAGCCCCCAAUGGAAAGAAACUAAUUAUUUUUAUAGAUGAUAUUAAUCUACCGGAAAUCAACUGCUGGGGAGAUCAAGUAACCAACGAAAUAGUACGACAAACCAUGGAUAUGGGUGGAUUUUAUAGUUUGGAAAAACCGGGAGAAUUCACUGCGAUAGUGGACGUCCAAUUUGUAUCCGCUAUGGGUCAACCUGGUGGAGGCAGAAAUGAUAUUCCUUCUAGAUUGAAACGUCAGUUCUGUAUAUUUAAUUGUCCUUUACCCAUUGAGGCAUCCAUCGAUAAAAUUUUCGGUGUUAUUGCUCAAGGACAUUACAAUGCCAAAAGAGGAUUCACGUUAGAAGUGAGAAAUUUGGUUAAGAAACUCAUUCCUUUAACUAGAAUUUUAUGGAAAAGUACUAGAUCCAAACUGUUGCCCACACCAGCCAAAUUUCACUACGUAUUUUCCUUAAGGGACCUAUCCAGAAUUUGGCAAGGCAUGAUAGGCACAUUGUCAACUGUGAUCGAAUCUGAAGGCUGCAUGAUGGUACUCUGGAAGCACGAAUGUGCCCGAGUAUUUUCGGACAGAUUCACCAUCGAGGAAGACAAAGAAUGGUUUAACAAAGAAAUUCUCAAACUAGUCGAAGAAGAACUGGGUCCAGAGAUGAGGAAAAAGUCCGAGCCAAAUCCAGUUUUUGUUGAUUUUAUGAGAGAUGCUCCAGAACCAACAGGUGAAGAAGGAGAGGAUACAGAUAUGGAGUUACCCAAAGUUUACGAACCUGUUAGUAAUCAAAACGAACUGAAAGAAAGACUUGAGAUGUUCCUGUCUCAAUUUAACGAGAUGGUUAGAGGAAAUGGUAUGGACCUGGUCUUCUUCCCCGACGCUAUGCUACAUUUGGUGAAAGUAUCCAGGGUUAUAAGGCAUCCGAGAGGAAACGUCAUGCUUGUGGGUGUCGGUGGUAGUGGAAAACAAUCUUUGACUAAACUCUCUUCAUUCAUCGCUGGCUACAAAACCUUCCAAAUAGCACUAACUCGUUCCUAUAACAUAGCAAACUUUUUAGAAGACCUCAAAGUCCUGUAUCGCUCAUGCGGAUGUCAAGGUAAAGGUACCACCUUCAUCUUCACAGAUCUGGACAUCAAAGAAGAAGGAUUUUUGGAGUACCUGAAUAACAUCCUAUCUUCCGGAGUUAUUUCUAAUUUAUUUACCAAGGACGAACAGGCGGAAAUCAUCCAAGAACUGACGCCUAUAAUGAAGAGAGAAAAUCCAAAGAGGACUUUGAACCAAGAAAUCGUUAUGGAGUUCUUUAUGAAUAGGACUUGUCAAAAUUUGCAUGUAGUAUUUUGCUUUUCGCCGGUGGGUGAGAAAUUCCGAAAUAGAGCUUUACGAUUCCCAGCGCUGAUAUCAGGUUGUACCAUUGAUUGGUUCCAACCUUGGCCAAAAGACGCUUUGGUACUGGUUGCCAGACAUUUUCUUACAGAAUUUAAGAUUGCUUGUACUUCAGAAGUCAAAGAAGAAUUGGUAACAGCACUGGGUUCUAUACAGGAUAUUGUGGCCGCUACAUCAACUGAAUAUUUCCAACGAUUUCGCCGAGCUACCCAUGUGACUCCAAAAUCAUAUUUAAACUUCAUCGCCGGCUACAAAAGCAUUUACAACAGCAAACAGAAGGAACUGAGCGAUGGAGCAUUAAGAAUGGAUACCGGAUUAGAAAAACUGGCCGAAGCUUCUUCUUCGGUACUUGUUUUGAAGAAAGAACUGGCAGUUAUGGAACAGGAGUUAGUACAGGCUUCGCAGAAGGCCGAAAGAGUAUUGACAGAGGUAACUGAAAGAGCUAUGCAAGCAGAAAUAGUGAAGAACCAAGUCCAAAAAGUAAAGGAAAAAGCUGAAGCUCUGGUCUCUUCAAUAGCAGCAGAAAAAGCUUUAGCGGAAGAAAAAUUAGAAGCAGCCAAGCCAGCGCUUGAAGAAGCCGAAGCUGCUUUGAAUACUAUUAAGCCAGCCCAUAUUGCUACUGUCAGAAAGUUAGGUAGGCCUCCUCAUCUGAUCAUGAGAAUUAUGGAUUGUGUAUUGAUAUUAUUUCAAAGAAAGCUGCAUCCAGUUAUACUUGACACAGCUGCUCCUUGUCCUAAACCUUCAUGGGCCGAAUCACUAAAGAUGAUGGCUUCUACCACAUUUUUAUUACAACUCCAAAAUUAUCCGAAAGAUAUCAUCAAUAACGAAAUGGUGGAGCUUCUUCAGCCAUAUUUUCAAAUGGAAGAUUAUAAUAUGGAUACUGCUAAAAGAGUUUGUGGAGAUGUUGCAGGUCUUCUGUCGUGGACUAAAGCAAUGGCAUUUUUCCAUAGUGUUAACAGAGAAGUUCUACCCCUAAAAGCUAAUUUAACUAUGCAAGAAGCUAGAUUAAAGAUCGCGAUGGAAGACCUCGCUGGAGCCGAACAGCAACUCGAAGAACGUGAACAAUCUUUGAGACAAGUCAAAGAGCAAUACGAUUGCGCAGUAAUGGAAAAACAAAGAUUGACUGACGCGGCUAAUACGUGUUUGAGGAAAAUGAACACUGCUACAACACUAAUUAAAGGUUUAGGUGGAGAAAAAGUCAGAUGGACACAGCAGAGCAAAGAAUUCAAAGAACAAUUAGGAAGACUCGUUGGAGAUGUGUUGUUAGCUACUGGAUUCUUGUCUUAUUGCGGUCCGUAUAACCAAGAGUUUAGAGCGGGGCUGGUUAAUGCUUGGAUGGACGUUUUGCAAUCUAGAGCUAUUCCAUUCACUACAGAACUCAACAUUACAAACAUGUUAGUGGAAAGCUCUACUGUAUCAGAAUGGACCUUGCAAGGACUACCUAAUGAUGAACUCUCAGUACAAAAUGCUUUGAUCGUAACUAAAUCCAGAUCAUAUCCUUUACUGAUUGACCCACAAAAUCAAGGCAAAAUGUGGAUCAAAAACAAAGAGGCAAACAACAAUUUACAGAUUACAAAACUGAAUCAUAAAUACUUUAGGACACAUUUGGAAGAUUGUUUGUCACUGGGUAAACCGCUGUUAAUUGAAGACAUAGAUGUUGAACUAGAUCCAGUAUUGGAUAAUGUACUUGAGAAGAACUUUAUAAAAUCUGGAAGUAUUGAAAAGGUGAUUGUGGGUGAUAAGGAAUGUGAUGUUCUAAAAGGAUUUAUGCUGUAUAUCACUACAAAAUUGCCUAAUCCUCCGUAUUCACCUGAGAUCAGCGCUAAGACGUCUAUUAUAGAUUUUACAGUAACUAUGUUAGGUUUGGAAGAUCAACUUCUUGGAAGAGUAAUCCUUAUGGAGAAAUCAGACUUGGAAGCUGAGAGAGUUGCUCUGUUUGAAUCUGUUAUGGAAAAUCAGAAACGUAUGAAGGAACUGGAAACGAAUUUGUUAAGCAGACUGAAUUCUACAGAAGGCUCAUUGGUCGACGAUGAAGAAUUAAUCAACGUUCUUCAAGUAACAAAAUCAACAGCAGAAGAAGUCACCCAGAAACUUUCCGUCUCUGCGCAAACUGAAAAGAAAAUUAACAUAGCAAGAGAAGAGUUUCGCGCAGUUGCUGCUAGAGGAUCUAUCCUGUAUUUUCUUAUAGUAGAAAUGAGCAAUGUAAACGUAAUGUACCAAAAUUCCCUGAAGCAAUUUUUGAUCAUCUUCGAUAGCUCCAUUACUAAAUCGGAAAAGAAUGCUGAUACGUUUGAGAGGAUAAAUAUAAUUUUGAGAUAUUUAACUCACGAGGUGUGGACCUUUACUCAAAGAAGUCUGUACGAACGUCACAAAGCCCUGUUCACAUUGAUGAUGGCGAUGAAAAUCGACUUGCAAAACUGCGUCAUCACUCACGAGGAAUUUAUGGUAUUUAUUAAAGGCGGAGCUUCACUAGACUUAAACGCUGUUCAGCCCAAACCGUUUAAAUGGAUUUUGGAUAUUACUUGGCUUAAUCUAGUUGAAAUAAAUAAACUAGCAACAUUCUCUGAAAUAUUAACAAAGAUUGAAUCAAACGAAAAAGAAUGGAGAAAUUGGUAUGAAAAAGAGAAACCAGAGGAAGAAGAAAUUCCUUGUGGCUACCAAAAAAAUCUAGACGUGUUUCGAAAAUUGUUAUUGAUAAGAUCCUGGAGUCCUGACAGAACUCUGUCACAAGCAAGGAAGUAUAUCAUGGAUUCUUUGGGUCCAGAAUAUGGAGAGCCGACUAUUCUAGAUUUGGAGGCAACUUGGAUGGAGUCAGAACCUUUGACACCUCUUAUCUGUAUUUUAUCUAUAGGUUCUGAUCCAUCACCUCAAAUAUCUGCUUUGGCAAAAUCUAAGGAAAUAACAUUGAAAGCCGUAUCGAUGGGACAAGGUCAAGAAGUAGUGGCCAGAGACAUGAUAGAAUUCGCCCUACAGAAUGGCGGUUGGGUUUUACUGCAAAAUAUUCAUUUGUCGUUGCCCUUCGCCACUGAAACAAUGACAAUGCUGAUGGAUGCCGAACAUGUCAACGACAGUUUUAGGAUAUGGUUGACAACUGAGGUGCACGAACAAUUUCCUAUUGGUUUACUUCAAAUGGCUAUCAAAUUUACUAACGAACCACCACAAGGGAUUAGGGCAAGCUUGAAAAGAACUUACCAAAACAUAACGCAGGACUUCCUAGACUACUCCUCACAAUCCCAAUGGCCACCGUUACUAUUUGCCGUCGCGUUUCUACACACAGUGGUCCAAGAAAGAAGGAAAUUUGGACCAUUAGGAUGGAAUGUGCCCUAUGAAUUCAAUCAAGCUGACUUUGCAGCCAGCGUCCAAUUCAUCCAAAACCAUUUAGACGAUAUGGACCCUAAAAAAGGAGUAUCUUGGCCGACUGUUUGCUAUAUGUUGGGCGAAGUUCAAUAUGGCGGUAGGGUUACGGAUGAUUUCGAUAAGAGACUUCUGACAACAUUUACUCACGUUUGGUUCUGCGAUGUACUUCUUCGUCCUGGUUUUGAAUUUUACACUGGAUACAGAGUACCGCAAACGAGAAAUUUAACUGGAUAUCUCGAUUAUAUAAACAAUCUACCUACCACGGAUACUCCUGAAGUUUUUGGACUUCAUUCAAAUGCAGAUAUAACGUACCAGAUCAAUACAGCAAAAGGUAUCCUUGAUACUAUACUGAGUGUACAACCAAAAGAAGGCGGAGGCGGUGGAGGUGAAACACGUGAAAGCGUCGUUUAUGCUUUAGCAGAAGAUAUGUUAGAGAAACUUCCCAAUUUGUAUAACAGUUUUGAGGUAAAAGAAGCUUUAAAUAGAAUGGGUCCUCUUUUACCCAUGAACAUCUUCUUGAGACAAGAAAUAGACAGAAUGCAAAAAGUUAUUAAAGAGGUAAAAGUGACUUUAUCAGAUUUAAAACUGGCCAUAGACGGUACAAUUGUGAUGAGUUUCAAUUUAAGGACAGCAUUGGAUGCGAUGUAUGACGCUAGGAUACCAGAAAAAUGGCAAAAGAUAUCUUGGGAAUCAGCUACUUUAGGCUUUUGGUACACAGAACUACUAGAACGGGAUAUCCAAUUUAGAACUUGGUGCAAUAGUGGGAAACCAAACGUAUUUUGGAUGACUGGAUUUUUCAAUCCUCAAGGAUUUUUGACUGCAAUGAGACAGGAUGUAACUAGAGCGCAUAAAGGUUGGGCUUUGGAUUCGGUGGUUUUGCAAAACUUAAUCACACGUUACAAUAAAGAUGAAAUUAAAGAAGGGCCUCAAGAAGGGGUUUAUGUUCAUGGAUUAUUCCUGGAAGGAGCAAGUUUGGAUCGAAGAACUGGAAAAUUAGGUGAAAGUAAGGCUAAGAUCCUCUAUGAACAGAUGCCUGUAAUUUACAUUUACGCAAUUAAUACAACAGCAGGAAAGGAUCCAAGACUCUACGAAUGUCCAAUUUAUAGAAAGCCCCAAAGAACUGAUCAAAAGUACGUAGGAAGCAUCGAUUUUGAGACCGACCACAACCCUAGGCAUUGGACAUUGCGAGGGGUAGCUUUAUUAUGCGAUAUAAAAUAAUAAUAUGUAUAUGUAUAUCAUAAUUUAAGAUUAAAAUUAAACAAAUAUAAAAUAAGUAAAGUCUGUCCAGUGAGAGGAUACAUGAUAUUGACAGUCAGUUUUGUGUGCCAUUUUAAUUCAUUAAUAAAUUGUAUUUUCUAUCAUUUUUUGGAUGUCGUCUAUCGAAGUAAUAUCGACUCCUUGGACAGGCUUUAUGUAUAUAUGUCUUUUAUUUAGUAAAUAAUUCCUUGUAGCCUACUGUAAAAAUAU